Molecule: messenger RNA, 6092 nt
Organism: Antechinus flavipes (yellow-footed antechinus)
Lineage: Eukaryota; Metazoa; Chordata; Mammalia; Dasyuromorphia; Dasyuridae
Gene: LTBP1
Product: latent transforming growth factor beta binding protein 1
Exons: 34
Coding region: 53-5236 (1727 amino acids)
Molecular function (GO): calcium ion binding
Source: RefSeq, a predicted model, not a curated record
GCCCCGGGUGUGCAGUGCCCGUCCCCUUCCCGCUCCCCGAGCGGCUUGUGCCAUGGAGGUGACUUGGAUCAGGUGGGGACUCCUGUUGUGGGCCGGGGUGUUCGCGUCCUCGGUGCACAGCAGGGUGAGAAGGAUCACCUAUGUGGUGCGUCCGGGCCAGAGCGGCUCCUCUGACGCCGGGGUCGCUGGGGCUACGGGGCAGCUGGGCUCUGCCCUGACUCUAGGAGGGCAUCAGAGGCAACAGAGAACUUUCAAUGUUGCGCUCAACACCCGCUACAGCAGCAGCAGCAGUAGCAGCAGCAGUAGCAGCAGCAGCAGCAGGAGCACACAGGAACGGACCCGCAGGAUGAGCAAACCAAGCACGCCAAGCGUGCAAGUUCUCCGGCAGCCGCAGCCCCCGCAGGAGCCCCCGCUCGGCUUGGGCCCCGGCGUGCAGCACCAUCCCAAGCCCGUUGGCCACCCUUCGGCGGCGCAGUUAACCAAACCCGGCAGGCACGUUGUGCGCUCCAAACUCCAACAGGAGACCCACAGCAGCAGCUCCAGCUCCAGCUUGCAAGUUCACCAGAAGCAACAGCUGCAGGGGGUGAAUGUCUGUGGAGGGCAGUGCUGUCAAGGCUGGAGCAAAGCCCCUGGUUCUCAGAGGUGCACCAAACCAAACUGCAUCCCACAGUGCCAAAAUGGAGGGAUGUGUCUGCGACCUCAGCUGUGCGUAUGCAAACCAGGGACAAAAGGCAAGGCCUGUGAGAAUACAAUUGUACAAGACUCUCCUUCCAUCUCUGCCUCUGGCAGUCAGGGCCCUGGGCCUUCUUCAUGGAUCAUCCCAGAGCAGGCUAUGCAGCAUUCUUCAUCUCAGAAAAUGGAGAUUGCACAGAGAGUCAGCCCUGUGGCUCAAAUGACCUUUACUCUGAAGCCGAAGACUUCAGUAGGAAUCUCUCAACAGAUGCAUUCACAAGUGACACCCCUUUCCUCACAGAAUUUGAUGAUUCAUCAUGGUCAGAUGCAGGAGUAUGUGAUCAAGCCCAAGUAUUUUCCAGCUCAGAAAAUGAUUUCAGGAGAACAGUCCACUGAAGGCUCAUUACCUCUACGAAUGAGGCAGGAUCAUAUUGUAUCACCUUUUCAGUUGAGUAACCACACUGGCCGCAUCAAGGUGGUCUUUACUCCAAGCAUCUGUAAAGUGACCUGCACUAAGGGCAGUUGUCAGAAUAACUGUGAGAAGGGGAAUACCACCACUCUCAUUAGUGAAAAUGGGCAUGCGGCAGACACUUUGACAGCCACAAACUUCCGAGUAGUAAUUUGUCACCUUCCAUGUAUGAAUGGAGGUCAGUGCAGUUCAAGGGACAAAUGCCAGUGCCCUCCGAAUUACACUGGGAAGCUAUGCCAGAUCCCAGUACAUGGUGCUAAUGCCCCUAAACUCUACCAGCAUCCUCAGCAAUCAAACAAAGGCUUGGGAACACACAUCGUUCACUCUACACAUACCCUUCCUCUGACUAUGACAGGCCAGCAAGGAGUCAAAGUGAAAUUCCCCCCAAACAUAGUGAAUAUCCAUGUGAAACAUCCACCAGAGGCCUCAGUACAGAUUCAUCAGGUUUCAAGAAUUGAUGGCUCCACGGGCCAAAAGGUGAAAGAAAGCCAACCAGGCCAGUCACAAAUCUCUUAUCAAGGAGUACCCAUUCAGAAGACUCAAACGAUACAUUCAACAUACUCUCAUCAGCAACUCGUUCCUCAUGUAUAUCCUGUUGCAGCUAAGACUCAGCUGGGAAGGUGCUUCCAGGAAACCAUUGGAUCACAGUGUGGUAAAGCACUCCCUGGACUUUCAAAGCAAGAAGACUGCUGUGGGACCGUGGGCACUUCAUGGGGUUUUCACAAAUGCCAGAAAUGUCCCAAGAAGCCAGCUUACCCAGUGUACAGCCAAAUGAUGGAGUGCCCUCAAGGUUACAAGAGAGUCAAUGCCACCUUUUGCCAAGACAUUAAUGAAUGCCAGAUGCAAGGAGCAUGCCCUAAUGGUGAGUGUUUGAAUACACUGGGCAGCUAUAGGUGCACCUGCAAACUGGGAUUUGUGCCAGAUCCUACAUUGUCAACUUGUAUCCCUGACAAUCCUGUAAUCUCUGAAGAAAAAGGACCCUGCUACAGACUUGUCAAUUCAGGAAGACAGUGUAUGCACCCCCUUUCUGUUCAGCUCAGCAAGCAGCUCUGCUGUUGCAGCGUUGGGAAGGCAUGGGGACCACAUUGUGAGAAGUGUCCCCUUCCAGGAACAGCUGCUUUUAAAGAAAUCUGUCCUGGUGGAAUGGGUUAUACAGUUUCUGGCGUUCAUAGACGCAGGCCAGUUCAUCACCAUAUAGGUAAAGGACCUAUAUAUAUCAAGCCCAAGAACAUCCAACCUGUUGCUAAAAGUACUCAUCCUCCACCUCUCCCAGCAAAAGAAGAGCCAGUGGAGGCGCUGACCUUCUCCCAGGAAAAAGGGCCUCAGGUGGAUGUGCAAGUGGCAACUGCAGCUCCUGAGAAGGAAUUAGUUGACCAAGAAAAAACCAAACUUGAACCAGGUCAACCGCAGCUGUCUCCUGGCAUUUCAACCAUUAACCUACAUCCACAGUAUCCAGUAGUGAUUGAAAAAACAUCACCUCCUGUACCUGUUGAGGUUGCUCCUGAAGCUUCUACAUCAAGUGCCAGCCAAGUGAUUGCACCCACUCAAGUAACAGAAAUCAAUGAAUGUACAGUGAAUCCAGAUAUCUGUGGAGCAGGACAUUGCAUUAAUUUGCCAGUGAGAUAUACUUGUAUCUGCUAUGAGGGAUACAAAUUCAGUGAACAUCAAAGAAAAUGUGUUGACAUUGAUGAAUGUACUCAGAUUCACCAUCUUUGCUCCCAGGGGCGAUGUGAAAAUACUGAAGGAAGUUUCUUAUGUAUUUGCCAAGCAGGCUAUAUGGCCAAUCCAGAGGGAACUGACUGUAUAGAUGUUGAUGAAUGUCUGAGACCAGAGACAUGUGGGGAUGGAUACUGUAUAAAUACUAUUGGUGCUUUUAAAUGUGAAUAUUGUGACAGUGGGUAUCGAAUGAACAGAAGAGGCCAGUGUGAAGAUAUUGAUGAAUGUUUAACUGCAAGUACUUGUCCAGAUGAACAAUGCAUUAACACUCCUGGAUCUUACCAAUGUGUUCCUUGCACAGAAGGAUUCAGAGGCUGGAAUGGACAGUGUCUCGAUAUUGAUGAGUGCUUGGAUCCAAAAGUAUGCAGGAAUGGCAGCUGUUCCAACCUUGAGGGUUCUUACAUGUGUACGUGCCACAAAGGUUACAACCCAACUCCUGAUAGAAAGCAAUGCAAAGAUAUUGAUGAAUGUCAGCAUGGUAACCUUUGCAUUCAUGGGCACUGCAAAAACACAGAGGGUUCAUUCAAGUGUACUUGUGGAAAAGGGUAUCAUCUGUCUGCAGCAAAAGACCAAUGUGAAGAUAUUGAUGAAUGUGAGCACCACCAUCUGUGCACAAAUGGACAAUGUAGAAAUACAGAAGGAUCUUUCAGGUGCUUAUGUGAUCAGGGUUACAGAGCAUCUGCAGUAGGAGACCAUUGUGAAGAUAUCAAUGAAUGCUUGGAGGACAGCAGUGUUUGCCAGGGAGGAGACUGCACUAAUACUGAAGGUUCUUAUAAAUGUACUUGUUCCAGUGGCUUCCAGCUAAUUAACAAUAAGGAAUGUCAAGAUAUUAAUGAAUGUGAGCAAAAAGACCUCUGUGGUCCUCAUGGAGAAUGUCUAAAUACAGAUGGUUCUUUUCACUGCAUCUGUGAACAAGGUUUCUCCAUUUCUGCAGAUGGCCAAACAUGUGAAGAUAUUGAUGAAUGUGUAAACAACACUAUUUGUGACAGUCAUGGUUUUUGUGACAAUACAGCUGGUUCCUUCCGCUGUCUCUGUUAUCAGGGCUUUCAGGCCCCACAGGAUGGACAAGGGUGUGUAGAUGUGAAUGAAUGUGAAAUGCUUAGUGGAAUAUGUGGUGAAGCCUUCUGUGAAAAUGUAGAAGGAUCCUUCCUCUGUAUGUGUUCUGAUGAAAACCAGGAGUAUAAUCCUAUGACUGGACAGUGCCGCUCCAGAUCCUCAACAGAGGCAGAAGUAGAUCUACCUGAAGAAGAAAAAGAAGAAAAGAAAGAAUGCUACUAUAAUUUAAAUGACGCCAAUUUCUGUGAUAAUGUGCUGACAUCCAAUGUUACUAAGCAAGAAUGCUGCUGUACAUUGGGUGCUGGAUGGGGAGAUAACUGUGAGAUCUUCCCAUGUCCUGUCUUUGGAACUGCUGAAUUCACUGAAAUGUGUCCUGAAGGAAAAGGUUUUAUUCCUACUGGCCACUCAUCCUAUAGUGUCACUGGUCAAAACUACAAAGAUGCAGAUGAAUGUCAGCUUUUUGGUCAAGAAAUCUGCAAACAUGGCUUUUGUUUGAACACUCAGCCUGGCUAUGAAUGCUACUGCAAGCAAGGAACAUAUUAUGAUCCAGUCAAAUUGCAGUGUUUUGAUAUGGAUGAAUGUCAGGACCCAAACAGUUGUAUUGAUGGUCAGUGCAUAAAUACUGAAGGAUCUUAUAACUGCUUCUGUACCCAUCCAAUGGUGCUGGACUCUACAGAAAAGAGAUGUAUAAGGCCAACGGAUUCAAAUGAACAAACGGAAGAAACUGAUGUCUACCAGGAUCUUUGUUGGGAACACCUCAGUGAUGAGUAUGUUUGUAGCCGACCACUGGUUGGGAAGCAGACAACUUACACUGAAUGUUGCUGUUUGUAUGGAGAGGCCUGGGGCAUGCAGUGUGCUCUUUGCCCUAUGAAGGAUUCAGAUGAUUAUGCCCAACUGUGCAACAUUCCAGUCACAGGACCUCGGCGGCCAUAUGGACAGGAUGCUUUGGUUGACUUCAAUGAACAUUAUUCUCCAGAAACAGAUCCUUACUUUGUUCAGGACCGUUUCUUAAAUAGUUUUGAGGAGUUGCAGGCAGAAGAAUGUGGCAUUCUCAAUGGAUGUGAAAAUGGCCGCUGUGUUAGAGUACAGGAGGGAUAUACAUGUGACUGCUUUGAUGGCUAUCACUUAGAUAUGACCAAGAUGACUUGUGUUGAUGUAAAUGAAUGUGAUGAACUGAACAACCGGAUGUCACUCUGCAAAAAUGCCAAGUGCAUUAACACAGAAGGUUCAUACAAAUGUUUGUGUCUGCCUGGCUAUGUUCCUUCAGAUAAACCCAACUACUGCACACCACUGAAUCCAGAAAAAGACAGUGACUUGGAGUAGAGAAAAAUCAUUAGAACUCAAGCACAUAUACUCUGCACUGUAUAAAGAAAAAGAAGUAUAUUAUACUUGAGACAUUGCACCUGCUCAAGAAGACUGGCAGUUUGGAAAAUAAAAACGAAUUGUUAUUCAUUUAGAUGAAAUGGCAAGAUUAAUAGCUACCAGCUUGCCUAAAGUGGCAGACCAAAUGGACAUUUCUCUGUGUGGAAGAAAAGCAAAUAUAUAUAGUCUGUUCAUAUGUAAAAUUCAGUGGAAAAAUAGACAGAACAAUGCUGUUAUUUUUAACAGAAGGGAGAUUGUUUUGUUUUUGAAAACUAUUGCUUGAUUAAAUUUGACAUUUAAAUAGUGGUGGAAAUAUUUUAUGUUACUUCUGCAUUUUUAUCGUGCAGUUUCUUGGCUACUGUUUUUCUUCAGAUUUUUUUAACCUAAAGUGCAAAUUCUUUGAUAAACUAUUGUUAAGCCAUUUUAUAAGUACUGUUAAUAGGGUUAUGCUACUUCUGGUCUGAAAUAUUGGUCAGUGACUUCUAAAAUGCUUAUUGUCUGUCCUGUGGAGCAGACACUGUUAUUUUUUUUGUUUGUUUCAAACUUUUUAUACAUCUUGGAGAAAAGCCCUUUAUAUUCAUGUUGUAAUCUGUCUGCUUUUUUUUACUGCACAGAAAUCUCUGUGCACCCUCUUGGUCAAGCUGCUAGCAGACACCAGUUGGAAACAUUUGUACAUUGAAAUGGAAGAACUCAAGAAUUCAUGUCUGUAUUGUAAUGUUUAAACUAAACACAGAAAAAUUCUUAUGAUUUACCCCUAACAUACUAAGACUGUAUAUAAAACAGUAAAAUAAAUCACCUUUUUUUUUAGAAAAGAAAA